This is a messenger RNA of Schistosoma haematobium, 10094 nucleotides long. It is a transcript of the gene CSRNP2, whose product is annotated as cysteine-serine-rich nuclear protein. The record is from RefSeq and is a predicted model, not a curated record. The transcript is spliced from 7 exons. Gene Ontology annotation, cellular component: nucleus. Gene Ontology annotation, biological process: regulation of transcription by RNA polymerase II. Lineage: Eukaryota; Metazoa; Platyhelminthes; Trematoda; Strigeidida; Schistosomatidae. The coding region runs from base 86 to 2623 and encodes 845 amino acids. Gene Ontology annotation, molecular function: sequence-specific DNA binding; DNA-binding transcription factor activity, RNA polymerase II-specific.
AAAUAAUAUAUGUGGAGGCUACUUUGAAUGGGUCGACUCAGGCGUUCUGUACACGAAAGGCUCGUCAUUUUCUUUAAGCGUAAAAAUGCGCACGACUGUUGAAUCAGAUUGUUGCUUGGCUUCGGUGAUCGGUGUUGAUAAGACGGCGAUUACCAGCAAUGAGACUGAGAUUCUCCUGAAUUCGCAGACCGAUCAUGAAUCGUGUUCUCCUUCGGUACAGUCAUCUAGUUGCUGUUCCACAACACCACAUCUUUCACAGGAGUAUCCUCCUUCUCAUAAUAGCACUUGUCAUACCAAUCGAGAAGAAAGCAAGUGCAAGGAUAAUGUUGGAAAGUCUAUUAGAUUUUCUGGUGUUACUGUGUAUUCGUUCGCACGUCAACAAGGCUUUUCAUCGAUUCCUGACAAUGGCUGGUGCACUCUUGGUAUGGCACAAAAACACUUUAGUGUUUCUCGGCUAGAUCUUCGGCAGCAUAGAAUUUUACAGAAACUCCGACGCAGACAACAAAAACUGUUCUCCCAAAAAUGUCAGUUUGUCGCCAAUAUAUCUGGUCGCGGACGUGGCAAGAAUAAGAUUAGAGGAAAAGGUAAGCGUGCAAAUGGACUAUGUAGUCGUAGUCCCGGUGAUUCAUGUCGUGUACCAAUUUUGUCACCACCUCCACCACUGUCUCCGCAAAUCAGUUACGACAAGGUUAAUUCUGUCGAUCAAACAGACAACGCUAUUCUUAGUUCUUACGCUACUCCUCCUCCACCUUGUUUGUCCCCUCCUUCACCAAGAAGGUUUCUCCACACUUUGGAUGAAUCUUUAGUCAACAACAAUAUAUGCAACUCACUUGAUUCUUUGGAUACAGACUCUGAAGCUUCUCUUGAUUAUGUUCCUUCUGUAAACUCAUCUAAACGUACACAAAAUAAUUCGCGAGAAAAGUUGAUGCCUAUACACUCAGCUGCAAGAAUAAGACUUUUGAGAUCAUCCGGUGUUGUGGAAAUUGAUGAAUCCGAACGUCUUGUGUGUUCGUUUAUACGGGCUAUGCGCUCCCGUGUUGGUUGCAACUGUGGUCCAAAGAAUUCAUGUAUACCUGGUCAAUGCUCAUGCGCAGAUGAUGGAAUUCCUUGUCAGGUUGAUCGAGCAUCCUUUCCUUGUUCUUGUGCAGCCAACGGUUGUCGCAACCCAAAUGGUCGUAAUGAGUUCUCUCGUGAACAAGUCCGUACACAUACUCAACAUGUAUUGGCACGUUUGGCCAGUGAUAAUUCUGUUCAGCCUGUUAAAUCUCCACUGGAUAUGUCAGAAGCAGUGCUUAGUACUCCGAACGGUGCUUGUUCACUCUGUUUGGACUAUUCCAAAACAAUGACAAUGUCACCAAAUAGUCCUAUUUCUUUGUCCGGUAAUAAAUAUUCUGAACCAGUCCAACAAUUGAACUUAUCUUUGGACAAUCAGUUUCUUUUAACUUCAUGUACAGAUGUAACACACAUAAAGGACUACAAUAUAUCUCCUAUAGAUAUAACCGAAGAUAAUUGGUCGGAUCAUAGUCCAUGUUCCAAGCCUUUGAAAAGAAGUCGUUUAGUUUCAAAUCAUAAUAACAGUGCUGAUAAUCAAGUUGUACAAAAUUCUGUCGUCCCAUCUCUUAGCUUUUCUGGCUCUCCAUUGAUAAUCGAUUUAACGUUGUCACCAGAUGAAGAAUCACCCAAUAACACUCGAAAAUCUACUCGUGAUCGGAAUCGAUUGACAAAUAACGAACAAACACCCCUUAGUAAACAGUCAGGUCCGAUGUAUAUUCCAAAAGUUCCACUUACAGAAUGUGCUUUACAGGAUGAUAAUUAUAUUACAACUAGUGAUAUUCCUGAAGCACCUAGAUCAUGUUUUACAAAUGGAAUUUCAAAUGAUGAUUCAUUAUUGGAUAUUUCAGUAAUUAAUAACAAUGAUAAUAAUAUCAAUAAGGAUUCUCAAUCUGUGACAAUAAUCAUUCAUCGACGAAGAUCACGUUCAGCUGAUACCACAGGAUCAUGUGACGGUGAUAAUUUUCCCAUGGAGAUGAGAAAUAAUCAUCCAAAAAAUGUUGAUAGCAUUCUUAAGCAUAUCUUAACAGUAGAUCCUGUUGUUUGCGAUGUGACUAAGUCCAGUUCAAGUGUUAAGCAAUUAUCUGAAGUCCCCAAUGAGUUUGAAUAUGCGAAAUCAAAUACUUGUUGGCCUGUUACUUCUAUUAUGAAUGCCGAUAAUAAAGAUUGUCUUUUGUCAAAAUCAGCACCAAAUAGUCCAUGUUUACAAAAAACUGAUUUUCCAUAUGGUAGAAUAUCUUUACGUCGUCGUGCUAUUCCACGUACUCCAAUAAUAACACCAUCUAGAAAAGUAUUAACACAAUCUAAUAAUCGUUUUCAUAAACAAUUUAAUUUAUUAUCAACUUCUAGAAAUAAAUCGAAUGUAUCGAUUACUGAUAAUCUAUCAACAUCUAAUUUACAGUCUUGUUAUAAUGAUAAUACUAGUAGUAGCAGCAGCAGCAGCUGCUGUAACAGCAAUAAUAAUAAUCUAAUCACUGAAAUUCCUUCACAACCAUCAUCAUCAUCGUCAGCAGCAGCAUCAUCAGCAUCAGCUUCAUCUAGUGACAUGAAAAUUCAAUCCAUUGUAUAUUAAUCAUUGUUAUUAUUGGAUAAAUUCAACAGAUAAUAUAUAUGUACAAAGACUGUUAGCAUUUUUUUUUCUACAUUUUCAUUUCUAUCUUAUACUCUACAUUGUAUGUUAUACUUAUGUGAAUAUUUAAAAAUAAAUGAAUUCUAAUCAAUAAUGAUUAGUAUCAGAUGGGGUUUCUGUGUGGAUAUUCUUAGUAAUUUCAAUAGUUGAGAUCAUAAAUUCAUUGAAACUAUAGACCAUCAAAGUAUUGGAGUUCCACAAUAGAACAAAACAACAACCAUCCAAUACUUUCAAGUUUUUCUCAUGAUGAUCUAAUUACAAUUGAUUUAUGAUCUCAAUUAUUGAAAUUACAUCAUGAUUGAUUACCUUAAAGUAUUAUUAAUACAAUACACAUAGUUAUCUAAUUGAUUUUCUCUUAUUUUAUUUAAUUAGUAAUACUACUAUCAGCAAUAAUAGUAGUAUCUUUCGGGGGCGGGGUGGUAAAUAAAGAGACAAUGAGAAUUGUAUCCGAUUAUAUGUUUAUUGAUCAUCUUCAAUUCUCUUUCUCUCUCUAUUUCACUAUUUUUUUGUUUCAUUCUUAUAAAAUAAGUUGAUUUUGUAAUCAUAACUGAAUACAAUAAACAUAUCUUGUCCUUUUUUCGUUCUAUUACUUUAUUGAAUGGUACUUUUUAUAGCUGAAACACGUUUGUUAAAAACAUUCGACUAUCAUCCAGCUGAACUCCUUGUUCGAGUCCUUCUUUAUUUUCAUUCUUUCGAUUUUGGUCAACCGGAUAGUAUUUCAUAAUAAGAGUAUGACUAAUAUCUAAAUCAUCAGGAAAAAUGUUACUUUUUCUUUUUAAUUUUCUCUUCUUUUUUUUCUUUAUUCACAUUUUUUGUAUGUAAUUUCUGCUUGUUUUUCUUUUUUUUUUACUUUCGAAUUUCUCUUCUCUUGUCUUCUUUAUUCACUUUCUCUCUUCUUAGUUUUGUUAUUCAACUUAUUUCUAAUCACUUGAUAUUAGUUUCUUUCUUGUAUUAUUAUUAUUAUUAUUAUCAUCAUCAAAUUGUUUUCAUUUCAUUAUCUAAUCAUCAUUUUGGAUUGAAUACUUGUAAACUAUAUAGAAUUGAUGUGUAGUUUUCUAUUGUGUAUGAUGUACAUUAAUAUAGGCAUAGAUACCUACACAUAGUUACUUAAGAAGAAAAAAGGAAAACGAUGGUGAUUAGUAAUAAAAGAAAUUAUUCUAUCGUCUUAUUCUUCUUCUUUUAAUAGUAACUAAAUUUUUUACAGUUAUUGUUUGUGUUUUUAGUGAAUUCAUUUAUUGAUGUGUGUGUGUGUGUGUGUGGUGUAUAUUUAAGUUGAUUAAUAAUAAUAAUAAAAAGAAAAUUGUGUUGGUUAUAUGAGCAUGAUGAUAAAGUUGUAGUUGAAUGAUAAGUCAGUAGUUGAAGAACUUGACUUUUAAUCAUUACGUCGCAAUUUCGAAUCUCACUAGGUUGUGUUAUUAAAUUGACUCAAAGCCAGUUACACAAAUUUUCACUUGGCAUAUGUGUCUUAUUAAUUACUAGUAUUACAAAAUUGGAUAGCGUAGAAGAUAAUAACUCGAAAAUAUCUCAAAUUCAUAGUUUUAGUUAGUGAAAUCCAAUUUUGUAAUUGUCUAUCUAUCCAGGGAGUUUGUGGUGAUUAUUGAAUGUGGCUAAUAAUACCAUGAACCGACUUAAAUUAGACAGCACUUAAAAAAUAUAAUCACUGGAAAGCUGUUUUGGUCUUAGUAUAGGACUCCUCAACCCAUGCUCAUCCACUUUGGUCUCACUGCAAAUGUUUACUCUUUGAAUCACUGGACCAGCAAAACCUCAACAUUCAGUCAAUUCACGCCAUUUCAUAUCUCCCUUUGCCACUUAUCUCUAGUAAGAUGAAUAGUCAACAUGACUAACUUGUUGUUGAAUGGAGGUUUGUUAAUGUACUUUUUCCUGAUGAUUGAUGUUGAGUUUUCCAAUGUUUGUUUUCACAUUGUGAUAAAAAGUCAAACUUUAGAUUGUGAGGUUGUUACUUGAUCAUAUGCAUAAGGUUUCUCUAUACCAUUGAAUUCGUACAUCAACCCAAUAUCUUACUAGAUGUUCAAAUUACUUGUUAGUAGUAGUGCACAAAAUUGUUGUUUACUCAUAAUAAUUGAAAAUCUUCAAUGUGUUUAAGCCCACAUAUUCUAGUAAAUCUGAAUUGGAUUGAUAUAAUAAUAUUUGGAUUAUACAUAUUGUGUCUAUUUCAUCAAUUAAGUAGUAUAUUCAGAUGAAUAAUUAACUAUUCAAUGUCUAAUUUCGUUACAUAUUUCAUGAUCUAUCUUGUCAGGCUUGUACGUAAUGCUUCUUUUUAGCUUAUCAAAACACUCAUAUUGUCUGUAAUCCUUUAACUGAACUAUUGAAGUUAUCCAUUAGUGAAUUCAUGACAAACUAUGGUAUCAAUCGCGAAUGGAUGUGCUUUAAAAUCGAUUAUGGUUGCGUAGAUUCAAUCACUCUUUCUUUAUCUUACUUUAGAUGUUCAGUUUCGCUAUUCCUUUGUGCAUACUUUCUUUUCAUUUCAUCUUAUUGAAUCAUAUUCUCAAUAUUCAAUCAUCUUUAUUAUCAUUGCUACUACUACUACAUGAUUUCGAUCUCUAUUACUAUUCAUUUGGUUAGUUUUGUGUCGGCAUUUCAGUUUAACCUGAGAACUUGAACGGACUCGAAUUCGGUAUCAGACUGAUAGUUCAUUAUAAUUAAUGGAUUGAAAACCAACCUUGUUCGUUAAAUAUUGUCAAACUAAAUUGACUUCUAUUAUUGAACUGUAAAGUAUUCUGAAGUUGAUUACAUUUAGAUUAUUUUAUCCCAGCACAAGAUAAUUUGUACUAUGUUUAUUCAAUUAUCAUUAUUGUGAGAUGUAUAUAUAGGGCUACAUGUAGAGAUAGUAUACUAUGUCUUUGAAUUUGUAGCCUAUCUACUUGUCACUAUUCAAUAUGUGAGUGAUAUAUCUAGCACUUUUUUCAUUUAUGUAAUGACACAUAAGAGGACAAUUUUCCCUGAGAAUUUCAUUUCAAGCUCUAACUUGUACGUUGAGAUGGUCUACAGUGGGUGUAUUUACAGAAGACAUAUGUAGAUAGGUUCAGAUGAUCAAAAUGUAGUUACUAGUAGUGAGAACUGCACUCGUAUGCAACACUGAUGCACGAGAUGAACGGAAAAAUACUCGUAAAUGCUAUAAUGCAGUUUUAUUGAAGAUUAAAAAAGGAUGCUCUUUUCCGUACCUUGUAAAAUCAUGCAUCAUCUAUUGACUUUACAACGUAGUUUUGAAAUGCCGUGAUUCGAUCACUGGUAGGGUCAUAGGUUCACAAUAAUGAAUAGUUUGAUCCUAAGACUAAGCAGCUGUCUAUUAAAACCUAGUCAUUUUACUUAGAUCAGUCCAUAAUUCAACAGUCUUCAUAAGUACUUUAUCGUCAUAACACAUGUGCGCACUAGUAACUAAUUUUUAAUAGUAAUUCACGGAUUUCUAGUGGGCUUCCCUAUUUAUGUAGAGUGUAAGACAAAUACUCACCAGUGAUAUUGAAAGAUAGUUAUGCAGUGUCGCAAAUUAAUUUAAGUUAGAAAUUCAAACUACUGGACACCGACCUAGUGCUUCUUUCCAAUCUAUUGAAUCUUGUGAAUUUACUUUACUUAUGACGUAAUGGGUUAUUUGUCUUAGUUCAAUAUAUUUUCUAUAAUUUGUAUACCCUCAGUUAAACAUAAAUUAUUAUAGUUACUGAGAGAAUAUUAAGAUUGUUUUUCAUUUCAGGUCGUUUUUGUUAAUGGUCUUCAUGGAUUCUCCCAACGUCAGUAAUAAGCAGAUCUGGCCAUUAGUUGAUGUUAAUUCAGACGACGAAGCAUGUUGGGACGAUAAAGAUUUAAUUGCUGAAUAUGAUAGAAUUGAGUCUCUUGUUCAGGAUAAAUUAACAAGAGAACUGGAUAAAAAUGCAAAACACAAGUCUUAUGGAAUCAGUGGCAAUUUCCAUAAAAAUUUAAAUAAAAAUUCAUCCAGUACGUGUAAUAAAUCGAAGGUCUGUUACGUUUCGUUUAAUCAUAUUUUGCCGUAUAUAUAUGCUUUCUGUUCCCGUUCUUUCCUUCUGGAUCUUCUACUGAAAUAUAUUCUAUUAUUGACCAUCGUUAUAUACUACUUAUGAGGAUGUAAGUAGCUCAUACCACACUCGUCCUCCCUUUAAAACAUUCGUUCUUGCACUGGUUCUGCUCACCGUGCCACAUCCCUCUUUUCUGCAGUCUGUGCCACGCUCGCCGUCAAAAUUUCGAGUCUGCGGCGCUCUGACUUUUAUAGCUCCGUCGACCUGCCGGGGUAUCUACAUCCGAUAUCCACCCGGCACUUAGGACGUUCAACGCCUCCCCUCCAGCGACCUGUUCAGCCAUCUACAUUCAAUGUCCACCCGACAGCCGCACGUCUACGUCGACAGCACCCGUCACAACCAACGCCGCCCCGCCAGAACACUCCACACGACGUCACUUCUCCGCACCUGACCGCCCAAACUGGUACCUUAGAUCCAGGCCCACAACGGCGUCUGCGGAACAGCACCCUUCCCCCUCCUUCUUGACAGCGACACCAAAUGUACCUACACAAAGACUCAUACACAUAUAUGUCGUGUGGAAGUUUGCGUCAUAUUUAACCAAUGACAUGUCUCGUGCCCGACUCUGAUGGUCAGCUGGGCUUGCGUGCAGAAUGCCUGUGCAUCAGUUUCAGGAUCGGACAUCGCAUAACAACAGUUUUCUACAAUUCUGUACAUAAUUAUCUCUUAAACAUUUAAGCUUCAUAAGAAAAUGAAGCCGAAUCUUAGCCAAUAGCGUGCACUUAUCAUUUGGCUGGUACAUAAAUACCAUAUUAUAUAUAUAUAUAUAUAUAUAUAUAUAUAUAUUGCGAUUCCGUAAGUUAAGAAGCUUUAAUAUUGCAUACAGAUUUUGUGAUUGAUAAAUUUGAAUAAAACAAAACGAAAGAACCAACAUGGAAGACUAUCGUUGUGUAUUUUCGUCAUCCAGGUACACCAUACUAAAGAUAUUCAUGGAGAAAAUGUCGGCUUAGCGAAUAUUCAACCACUCAUUGUCAAUAGCAAUCCAGUUUGUGACUUCCAGUGGAUUCCGCCGUGUUUAAAACCUCCGCCUCAAUUAUUUUCUAAUUUGGCUUCACCAAGGUAUUUUGUGCAAAUCUCUAUUUCGUUCAACCAAUUAUUGUAUUUUAUAUUCAAAUUAACUUUUGCCAACCUUUCGAUAACUGUUUAAAGAAACACCUAUUUCACUGAACUAAAUAUAGGGCUCACCCAAACAAGUUCUAUUGUAUUUCAUAUAGUAAAUAACGACCUAUUUCUAAUGUCAAUUUGCACAUUAUUAAGAUAUUGAUUGAAACUUGUAGACAUGGUUUUGAAUUUUUCAGAGUUCUAACUAGUGCUUUCAAAUUAGAUUUGUGACCAACAGCAUAAGUGCUGAUAGACAUCAUUGCUCAGAGAAAUACUCUCUGGCAUAUAAACCCUUACUGAAAUCAUGUAUUAGUCACAAGUGCCUAGUUUCCACGAUAACAUUCCGUGGGCAUUUUCCUCUUCCAUAAUAUACCUGUGUCAGCCAAUUUUAUUGUCUUCUGUUUACCAGAAGUGACGGUGACAAACUGUUUGUCAGAAAUGGUGACCGAUCAGAUAGUGGCAAAUUCUAGUGUGGUAAUCUAAAGCAAAAACUAUCAAGGACUUUCUUAUUAGUCAGAACUACAUUUUGACCACAACUUGUUGAUCAAUUCAUUAGCGCACACCAUAUCAAGCUUAAUGAGAAAGCUAACUAAUGAAGUUGAAAUUCAGUUUUCCCCAGUGCUACUUUUGUGUUCUGUGUUGUGUGACAAUCUUUUUCAACUUAGAUAUUCUCGCGAAGAAUGUUGCUAUAAAAUCAGUGGUCUUUUCAUCAGUUUCAACUAAUUAUAUCAUGUCACCUUCAUAUAUUGACGAUUCGAACACUGAGAAAUGAAUUCACAGUUCCUAUGCCGUACGACAGGCUAACAUAUUGUACACGGAUAAGCAGUAAUCAAAACAAACAAGUAGAAAUAUAAGUUUACAACUGUGGAACAAUUUUGUAGUUUCACAUCCUGAGCUCUUUUAAAAUCAUUAUCUCAACCAUAAACGAAGCGGAAAUUAAGUAACCAUAUGAAAUAUUAUUUCUGAAGACUAAUUAAAAGGCUAAAAAAUAUGCGAAUCUGCAUUAUUGUCACUGACCCCUAGGAAUAGUAUUUGUAACUUUGAUUAGGAUUCACAUUCGUUUGACGGAUCGAAGAGAAGAAAUCUUCACCUCUUCCAAUUGUCUAGUUUGACAAAAAAUAGUUUCAUAGAAAAAUGUAAUAGUCGCAUUGUCAUGCUUUUCUGAAACGAAAUAUUUUUUUCACGUUCACUUAGUAAAGUUAUCUCAAAUCCUACGGUUUAGUGUAUACUUGGAUUAUAGAGUUAUCAUAUGUUUAAAUUAUUUUGAAACGUUUGUUAUACAAUUUUACAAUUCUCUGUUUUCACUCAUGUAGGAACAGUCAUCAUCCUAGUGAUGUUCAACCUUCUGUUCCUUCUCAACCAAUCUUUAAUAGCACGAAAAGUGGCUUAUCAACUAUUGAGCCUAUACUACGCUCCUGGUAUGAAGCAGGUUACCAACUUGGUCGUUCACAUGCUAUGAAGUUGAAGCCAACCUCAUCUGUACCUGCUGCAAACUCUUAUUAAUUUUUUUUACACUGAACGUGUACUGCUUCACAUAUUUUCGCACAAUACUUCAGAUUAUCAAUAAAAUCCUUAUUUAUAUUUGUAUCAAGUGAUGAUUGUUAGUAGGAGUAGGGUAAAUUCCUUUUCGGGGUGUCUGGAUCAUAAACUCGUCGGUUUCUGUUUUUGUUCAAUAUAAUCCUUGAAGUGAUAAAAAUUGAUUUUCCCUAGUUGAUGGCCACCUACUCCUCUCUGUUUGUUUGUCCAAAAUUUUAGUUCGGCGCUGUAAGUAGGGACAUGUGUGUUUUACCCGCAACCCUCCAACAUUAGCUGAAAACACGGCAUCUGUUUUCAUUAUCCUGGUAUUUUCGAAGAUGUGCUAUGUUUAUUUAUAUCCCAAUAUACUUUACAGACAGGACUAAGAGCAAGGUCUAGUCCUGAUAGCGUAUGUGGUUAACUGCUAUUUAAUGUUACUGAUAGUAGUCCAUGGUCAUGUACAGGUAUGUAUUGAUACGCACCUACGUUUAAUAUUUGUUCUAGUCAUCCAAGUUAUUCUGUACUGAGAUGCCGUUGUCACAUGUGGUCUCGAACAACCUCUCUUAUAUACACGACAUCAUAUUUAUUUCCAUCCAAUUUUCAUAACCUUCACCUGAUCUAUAGUAAUUGAGAAAUCGUAUUACUUGCUGGGUCAAUAGAUUACUAGAUCUCGGAGUUUUGUGUGUUUGCUACUUUUGUAACACUGGAUGAAAGCAUAUAUGAACUAGUGUUCAAAAUGCGAUUAGAUCUAGACU